This is a messenger RNA of Tachysurus vachellii, 2358 nucleotides long. RefSeq names its product cell division cycle 16 homolog (S. cerevisiae) (gene cdc16). Lineage: Eukaryota; Metazoa; Chordata; Actinopteri; Siluriformes; Bagridae. The transcript is spliced from 18 exons. The record is from RefSeq and is a predicted model, not a curated record. Gene Ontology annotation, molecular function: protein binding. Gene Ontology annotation, biological process: cell division. The coding region runs from base 294 to 2129 and encodes 611 amino acids.
GAAAUAUUAACAAAAUAAUGGGACGAUUUUUAUAAAUGAAAAACAAUAGACUACAACUUAAGAACAGUUUCUGUACUGAUUCAGUGUAUAUUUACAGAUAGGAACUUGUCCUGAAGUAUCGAUGUUUCUGGGGAGUUUGUCGGUGUUACACCACGUUUAUGCUAACCGCGGGUUUUAGUCUUUAUUUGAGGAGCUAAUCUUGGCUAACUGCUAAGAGAUUGGUACGUUUCAUUCACAACAACGUAAACAACUAGAAUGUCACUUUGUUGUCCUUAAGAAGCCCGUCAAUCGUCAUGAAUCUAGACAGACUCCGGAAGCGUGUGCGGCACUACAUCGAUCAGCAACAAUAUCAAAGUGCUCUGUUUUGGGCUGACAAAGUAGCUUCUUUAUCACAUGAAGAUCCCCAAGACAUUUACUGGCUAGCACAGUGCCUUUAUCUUACAGCCCAGUACCACAGAGCCUCUCAUGCUCUAAGGUCUCGCAAACUUGACAAGUUAUACGGAGCCUGCCAGUAUCUUGCUGCAAGGUGCCAUUAUGCUGCCAAAGAAUAUCAGCAGGCCCUUGACAUACUAGACAUAGAAGAACCAGCAAGUAAAAAGUUACUUGAUAAGGGUCUAAAGGAGGAGAGUGGCACCAGAGAAACCACCAAAGAAUGGGAAAUGUCACCAGCAUCUAUCAGCAGUUCUAUCUGCCUCCUACGGGGGAAGAUCUAUGAUGCUAUGGACAACAGACCUCUAGCCACAUCCAGCUACAAAGAGGCCUUGAAACUAGACGUCUACUGCUUUGAAGCCUUUGACCUUUUAACAUCCCACCAUAUGCUGACUGCUCAAGAGGAAAGGGAUUUUUUGGAUUCUCUUCCUUUUAGCCAACAAUGUACUGAGGAGGAAGAGGAGCUGCUACGCUUUCUUUAUGAAAAUAAGUUAAAGAAGUAUAACAAGCCUAGUGAAAUAGUGGUUCCUGACAUAGUGAAAGGUCUUCAGGACAACUUGGAUGUAGUCGUCUCUCUUGCAGAGCGACAUUAUUACAACUGUGACUUUAAGAUGUGCUACACCCUCACGUCUACGGUAAUGGUCAAAGACCCAUUUCAUGCUAAUUGUUUACCGGUGCACAUUGGAACCCUAGUGGAGCUGAGCAAAGCAAACGAGUUAUUUUACCUCUCUCAUAAGCUGGUGGAUUUAUACCCCAAUAACCCAGUCUCCUGGUUUGCUGUUGGGUGUUACUAUCUGAUGGUUGGGCAUAAAAAUGAACAUGCACGGCGGUACCUUAGUAAGGCCACCACCCUGGAGCGUACAUAUGGGCCAGCAUGGAUAGCAUAUGGUCAUUCGUUCGCUGUGGAAAGUGAGCAUGACCAGGCCAUGGCAGCUUACUUCACAGCCGCCCAGCUAAUGAAAGGGUGUCACUUACCCAUGCUGUAUAUUGGUCUGGAGUACGGCCUCACCAAUAACCCAAAGUUAGCAGAGCGCUUUUUUAGCCAGGCUCUGAGUAUCGCUCCAGAGGACCCAUUCGUCAUCCACGAAAUUGCUGUGGUGGCCUUCCAGAAUGGAGACUGGAAGACAGCAGAGAAGUUGUUUAUAGAUGCACUGGAGAAGAUAAAGGCUAUUGGCAGUGAGGUCACUGUGGACAAAUGGGAACCAUUGUUAAACAAUCUAGGUCAUGUGUGCCGAAAGCUAAAGAAGUAUGAGCAAGCUUUGGAAUACCACCGUCAGGCUCUAGUCCUUGUGCCCCAGCAUGCAUCUACCUACUCGGCUAUUGGCUAUGUGCACAGCCUUAUGGGGGACUUUGAAAGUGCCAUUGACUAUUUUCAUACUGCACUUGGUCUUAAAAGGGAUGACACAUUUUCUGUGACAAUGCUCGGCCACUGUAUUGAAAUGUAUAUUGGUGACUCUGAUGCAUAUAUAGGAACAGAAAUCAAGGACAAAGUAAAGACGAUCCCAAGCACAACAGCCUUAAAGAAGAUACUCAGUACUUCAGCUGAAGAGAGUGAGACUCAAGCGCAGCCUCUGGAGGAGAGCAGUGCCAUGUCUAUGGAGGCGCCACCUGCAGAAGCCUUCCAGCGCUUCCUCUUAGAAUGUGACUUGCACGAGAGUGACAUGAUACUAGAAACGUCCAUGUCUGACGCUAGCACGUGAUGACUGUGGUAAACCUAAGUGUUGAUGGGUUCUGGAAAGAAUGGCGAGUAUUUUCAAAUGACUGAGCUGCUCUGAGGAAGACCUCAUAUAAACCAACAAAAUCUAUGGUGAAUUUGUAUUUUGCACCCAUGUGGAUUUUUAUUACGAAUAAAUAUGCUGAGCUGAAUGCAAAGGGGUUUCAAAGGGAUAAAAGUCACUUUCUACAAUAAACCCUCUCUCAAUAUUUUUA